Messenger RNA from Apis mellifera (honey bee), 3604 nucleotides. It is a transcript of the gene acj6, whose product is annotated as inhibitory POU protein. The transcript has 4 exons. Lineage: Eukaryota; Metazoa; Arthropoda; Insecta; Hymenoptera; Apidae. Gene Ontology annotation, molecular function: RNA polymerase II cis-regulatory region sequence-specific DNA binding; DNA-binding transcription factor activity, RNA polymerase II-specific. The record is from RefSeq and is a predicted model, not a curated record. Gene Ontology annotation, biological process: regulation of transcription by RNA polymerase II. The coding region runs from base 1108 to 2298 and encodes 396 amino acids.
CAUCCACGGGAGCAAUCUUGGCCGGCCAGUCAGCGCCAAAAAGUGCACAGCUUCGCAGGACGACACGGCAUCCCGCGUUCCCACGUCCCGUAUAUACAUAUAUGUAUGUAUAUAUAUAUAUGUAUGUGUAUACGUGUAUGUACAUAUAUACACGUCUCUACACGUUUCUGUUGUGUACGGCAACGCAGCUCCUCCGAUCUUUUUUUCCUUCUCUCCUCCUCCUCCCUCCCUCCCCCACCUCCCCCAGUUUCGAAUUGUGAAUUUUCGAAUGCGCCCCGUGACGGCGAGGGUGACGGUGAAGGCGACGGUGACGGCGACCGUGACGGCGAAAGACGGACGGACGCGGUACGCCUCUCGGACGUGUUCCGCCGCGGCACAGGAAUAUCAUCCUUCUCCUCUGUUUUCGUUCGCGGCGCGCUGUGACGUUUGAAAUUCCGUUCGAUGCGCGCCGGUUGCUCCCCGCUCUGCGGCAACGUUAAACCCGUAUCGCGGUAUUCGCAUCGGCGGAGCGCAAUCACGGCUGAGUAUCGGUUUCCUUUUGAAGUGAAGUGCGAAGGACCGGUCGGACGAAUCGAGGAUCCGUUCGACCGUCGCCAUGCUCGAGACAUAGGCGAAGAGACGAAGGCGUAGAGGUGCGAGCGUAGACGCGAUCGUAGAUGCAAUCUGCGUGUUGUGCAGCGUCCCGAUCGUUGUGCACCAUGCGAAGGGAUCCGCGAUCCUUUCGACGAGCGAGCGCAGAUAAAUCAGGUGGUUCCGCUCCGACGAGGAUCAGUGGUGGCAGUAGCUCGUGAAGAGAAACGGAGUGUUGGCCUAUCUCGAGUUCAGACACUACACACACACACGUAUAUAUAAAAAAUCGGGUGGAUUUCUGGUGUGAAAGUGAAAGUGGAAAGGAAGAAGACAAUUUGCUUGGUCGAGAGAAAGAGAGAAAGAGAGAGAGAGAGAGAAUUGCAGACAGAAGAGGGGGGGGAGACAUCGAGAUAAUUCUCGCGCACACAGAUGCGAACCGCGGACACUGAUGUGAAGCAGAGUCGUUCCGUUUGAGGGUGCCGGCUUCUCGACUGGUUUAGGUCUAAGCUAGGCAGCUUAGACUUGGCUGGCAGCAGGAUGAUGUACUCACCGGACAAGAUGAUGGGGAGCAAGGGGCUCCACGGGGCACCGAUCACGGCCCCUGGCUGUUUCCCUUCGGGAAGGUACUCGCCGCCUCCUUAUCGCGCCGCACCGGACCCCAUGCCGCCACCGCCGCGACGCUGUAUGCCCAAUCCCACGAGUCGUAUAUUGGAAGAUGCCUCCAUUAUGUGCAAUUCCUGGUCACCGAGGCAUAACGGUGACUUGUUCGGGGGUCUGAACAGCGGCCUACAAGACGGCUUACUUUCGAGGGCGGAAGCUUUGGCGGCGGAUUUGGGAAAACACAACGCGGGCACCCCAAUGCCUUUGAAGCACGACCCCGUUUCGGUCUAUCAUCAUGGAGCCCACAUGCCGACCCCCCAUCCGAAUAACCGGCCGCAUCAUCAGGUACAUUCACACCUCUUUAUGAGCCAUCCGGGGAUGGAGAGUCUGGACAUGCUGGACCCGGCGAACUCGAUGACCACGUUGACGCCCAUGUCGGAGAACACGGGCGGCGGGCCGGGGCACCACACGGGCAUCCACGGCCCCUCCGUUUACGGCGGCAUGAACGGGAUGAUGGGCCACCACCACCACCACGGGAACCUGGGCGGCGGGGGUGGCAGCGUGCCGCAUCCGGCGCACCAUCAUCCGGCCAUGGCGGCGGCUGCCGCGGCCGCGGCCGCGGCCGGCCUCCACCCGGAUGCGGACACCGAUCCCAGAGAAUUGGAGGCGUUCGCGGAGAGGUUCAAGCAGAGGCGCAUCAAGCUGGGCGUGACGCAGGCGGACGUGGGCAAGGCGUUGGCCAACCUGAAGCUGCCCGGUGUCGGCGCCCUGUCCCAGUCGACGAUAUGCCGAUUCGAGUCCCUCACGUUGUCCCACAACAACAUGAUCGCGUUGAAGCCGAUCCUCCAAGCGUGGCUCGAGGAGGCGGAGGCGCAGGCGAAGAACAAGAGGCGGGACCCGGACGCCCCGUCCGUGCUGCCCGCCGGGGAGAAGAAGAGGAAGAGGACCAGUAUAGCAGCGCCCGAGAAACGAUCGUUGGAGGCGUAUUUCGCUGUCCAGCCGCGGCCGUCCGGCGAGAAGAUCGCCGCGAUCGCGGAGAAACUCGACCUGAAGAAGAACGUGGUCAGGGUGUGGUUCUGCAACCAGCGGCAGAAGCAGAAGCGCAUGAAAUUCGCUGCCCAACAUUGACCCGAGGGUGGCUUGUGACAGCAAAACUGACCGUACCAGUUGCCCAGUCUCGAGCCUAAACCAGAGCCCUUGACCGAGUUCCAGGGGUGGCCGUAAAGGAGAGGAAGGGAGGAAGGGUAGCGGGAAGGGGAUCGAGAAUUGCCAGGAAAAAUCGAGGCAAGGUGGAGGCGGCUGGUUUCUCGAUCUCGUAGUAAGGAGAUCCCGCUGUAAUCGAUGGAUGGCUCGACGCUGUGGCUGUAAGCGAAGUCAAAGACUGUCACAGGCUUGAUAAGAUAUUCGAUAUCUCGCGAUCAUUGCGUGCGAUGCUCUCGACGACGCGUAAUCUGCCGGCGGAUUUUCACACCGGUGACGAUAACCGAUCGCUUGCCCCUUUCGCGAAAUCUCUUCCCAUUCAUUCGAGAAGAAAUUGGAUUCGACGAGAUGCUUAUUGAAAUUUCUAAAAGUCUAUUUUUCGAGAGAGAUAUAUGUAGAGAGAAAAGUGCGCGAGAAUAUCGCGUGGAAUGGCGUGAAAGGAGCGUGACGCGAGGAAAGGCUGGAUCAAAUCAUCUGUAAAGUGAGAUAGAAUUUGCGAAACGUAUCGGCCACGAUCGAUGCGAUAAAAAAGUUUACGAGCGUGUCAUCCACCCUUGAACCAACCUCGUCUGGAAAUCCAGUCCUCGAUUUUUUCCUCCACCUCGAACUUUAUCAUUUCCAAAGUUUAUCUUUCUUCAAAUCCCGUUCGUAACGAAUUGAAACAAAAGUAUGUUUAAAAUUUUCCAAAUACUCUCGCGUACUUUUAAAAAUGAGAAUACGAGAUACGAUUAAAGGAAAUAAUUGGGAAACAAUUGAAUGGAAAAGAAAUUAUGUUUUCGCCAUGUAUAUCUCGUCGCGAAGAGGAUUUUUUCGCGAACAGGUGGAAAGCGAUCGAUCGCAGUAAACGUAAAAUAUCGUCGAAUGCGUCUUGGAAAGUACAAUUCGAAACAUAAAAAUAUAAAAAAGUACGUAUUGUUAUAAAUAAUCGACGCGUGGAUACGAUCGCGCCGAAGAAAAUAAAAGUGAUAUUAAUCCUAAUGAAGACACUCGGUGCAGUGUAAAAAAAAAAAAAAGAAAAAAAAAGUGAAGAGAGAGAGAGAGAGAGAGAGAGAGAAGUGUGCGUGCGAAGAGAGCAAGAGUGAAACGUACACUCGAUAUACUCGAUCCCGGAACGAGAUCUUUUGUCUAAUGUUACGUUGUACGCUCGAAACAUUCGAUCAAACAAUUAUUAUAACAAAUAACAAAUAAUACUUCGAAUGAUUCGAAGAAAGUUUCUCGAUGAAUUCUCCACAAA